UGGUGGAUAGUAGUCGUUUCUUUUGGUGGACAAAUACGUUUCUAAAUUUGAGCAGCAACAAUGUCCGAGGGCGAAUCAAAAUUUGGAUUCAAGGACAUGGAGAAAGCGUUGGAGACGCUCAAGCUGUUGGAGAGCCACGAUAUGCAGUACCGCAAGCUGACCGUGCGCGGACUUCUGGGACGUGCCAAACGCGUGCUGACAAUGACAAAAGCAGCAGAGAAGCUAAAGAACAUAAAUGAUGCUAUUGGCGUGUUUGAGCAAUGGCUAGAGGAGAAUGGCGGCGGUGCGUCCAACAAAAAUGCAAAGACUGAUGGUGACGAUAAGGUGGAGACGGUGCCUGGUCUGGGCUUUAAGGACAAGGCGGCGGCGCAAGCAACUCUGAGCAUUUUAGAGGAACGCGAUCCAGAAUAUCAAAAACUAGCUAUCAAGGGUCUUAUUGGCAGCUCAAAAAGGGUGCUCUCUGGGACCAAGAAUGAAGAUAAAAUAAGUGCCAUCAAGGAAGGCGUGCAAGUACUUGAAGAGUUUCUCGAAAAAUUCGAGACGGAGAAUCGAAUCAAGGACAAUCGCGCCUAUCUUUCACAUGCCGUGGUGGCCACAUUGCCUGAACCAAAAGAGAAACUGGCGGCUGAGUUCCUGGCUGCUUAUGGAGGACCCAAGGCCAAGGGCAACUACAAGCACCUGCGCACAAUGUAUCCGAAGGACGAGACAACAAGUUGGGAUAUAAUACGUAAUCGUCAGAUAGCAAAAUUGCUGGAACAAAUCAAAAGCGAAGAUGUCAAACUAUUCGAUAAAGAGACAGGCGCGCCUAGUGAGUUACACUUACAGCUUAUACACUGGGCCUAUAGUCCACAGCCGGACAAGGUAAAGAACUACGUGGACAAACUGGCCAAGAAGUCGCCGGAGAAACGCAAACUGGAUACCGACAGUAGUAGCGACGCUGACAACUCCAGUAGCAACUCGGAGUCAGACGAGAGAUCAGUUCCGAAAAAGAAGAAGAAGGAAGAGUGAUAUAAACACACAGCAUCGGCAUCGGCAUCGGCAUCGGCUGGUUUGUGUAACGAACAAAAAACGGUAUAUACUUUAUUUAAAUACGUCAACUCAACCUUAACGCGAUUACAUUUUAGUAGUGGACACUUUCUUUUGUAUAUAUGUAUGUUAUUUGAUGUAUGUAUGUAAUUGCUGCUGUUAAGGCCUCGCUUAGAUGAGCUACGCAUCUAACACUAGCCAUCUAAUAUUCAAAUACAUGAAAAUGAAAAACA
Molecule: messenger RNA, 1259 nt
Organism: Drosophila novamexicana
Lineage: Eukaryota; Metazoa; Arthropoda; Insecta; Diptera; Drosophilidae
Gene: Ude
Exons: 3
Coding region: 61-1008 (315 amino acids)
Source: RefSeq, a predicted model, not a curated record